Otolemur garnettii (small-eared galago) is the source of this 683-nucleotide messenger RNA. Its product is annotated as antigen WC1.1-like. The transcript is spliced from 5 exons. The record is from RefSeq and is a predicted model, not a curated record. NCBI's taxonomy places the organism in Eukaryota, Metazoa, Chordata, Mammalia, Primates, Galagidae. The coding region runs from base 1 to 639 and encodes 212 amino acids.
AUGAUCCCGUCUCUUGAUCCUUUUAACUUCUUAGGUACCAUUUUGGGAUCAGAUCCUGUCCCUGGCAUCUUCUCCCUACCUGGGAUCCUCUGCCUCAUCCUGGGAGCCCUUCUUUUCCUAGUCCUCAUUAUUUUGGGGACACAGCUGCACAGAUGGAGAGCAGACCACAGAGCCUUAUCCAGGUUUAGGGAUGCGCUUGAUGAGGCUGUGUACCAGGAGAUCGAUUACCUCGGAGGACUAAAGGAGGAAAUGCUGGACAGUCCAGGGUCCUGGUCAGACAACUCAGUGAGUAAACUACCAUAUUACACAAGAGAUGAUGAGGAGAACGGUGACUUAAAUUCCAUGCCAGAACCUCCACAUCAGGGGGCUGAUGCACUUAGGGAUGGCUAUGAUGAUGCUGAAGAGCUGCCCAUUAUGGAGACACCCCCAGUCUCUCAGAUGAGUGAGGGGGAAAUCCCCCCGGAGGAAAAGAGUGUGAGGACCUCUCAGGCAGGCUCUUCUCUGCGGCUCCUCAGAGGUGCAGCUGAACCCAGGAAAGGAGAAGAUGGUUCCUGGCUGCUCCCGGGGGAAGAAAGGAAUGCUGGAUAUGAUGAUGUUGAACUUAGUGCCCCUGGAACAUCUGUGAAGGCUUUCCCAUAAUGUUGAAUUAAAAAUGAGAUGAGGUCUCAGAGGGUCUAACUGCC